AUGGCGGGCAACUCUGUGGAGGAAUACCAAAGGCUAAUAAAUCGAGCUAAUGAAUACCAUAAACAAGCAUUGUGGCAAGAAAAGCUUCGAUUACUACAGGAGGCUUUAUUCAUAUGUGAAGAGCCGGCUUUCCCAGAGGCCGAUCGACGAAAGCAAGAGCUACUGUUUGAUGUAGCGGGCAUUUGGCGACGAUUAGGACAAUAUGAUCGUGCUGAGAAGACGCUCCAGCAGUCACUUGAAGCAUAUGCAAGUCCAACUUCAUCUUUUAGGGCCUCUGUUCUAGGUGAACUCGGCGUAAUGGCACGGCACAACAACCGCUAUCACGAAGCCCGAGACCUAUUCCGGGAACAAGGUCGCCUAGCUCGAGAGGAACCUUCUAGCAUUGAAUCAGAGGCCGAAAUUUGUCGCGCAAUCGGCAACGAAGGAAUGACGACAUAUAAUUUGUGGCAGCUGUCUGAUCCAACUGAUCCUACUUUGCUCGAUGCGGCAUUCAGCCAGCUUCAGGAGCGCAUCACUCGAGCUCAAGACCUUCAGCGACAUAUAUCCAAAGUAGAUCCUCGGUCCAAGUAUCUUGCCAUGGUGCAAACUUGGGAGAUUAUUGCUAUGGACCGUUUGACGCUUUGUUAUAUCGCUGCGGGCAAGACAGAAGCUGCCGUGCAAAUCGCUGAGGAGUCUCAGCGAAAGCAAUCACGCCAAGACCCAACAGUCACAGCCUUUUCCAAGUUUUACUACGGUAAUGCUCUAUGGCAUGAUGGUCAGGCUGAAAAAGCAUUAAAACAGUGGAAUGCCCCAUCUGGAACAUGCAGCGCCCCCAUGGCUCUCUGCAAGGAGCCCGGCAAAGAGCAUAACGAGCAUCUCCAACUCAUGGCUGACGCAGGCGUGGAUUUCGAUACAUAUGAUGAGCAAGGUUUCAGUGCACUGGACCACGCCGUACUUAGUGAUAGUCCUCAUGCAAGAGAAGCAAUCCCAAUUGUUGAAAAAGCGCUGCGCAGUGCGCUCCAGUUGACCAGUAAAGAUGUCGACAAGGAGAUCUUGAUCCGAAAACAGCAGGCAGAGCUGCGCCGACAAUACCGGACCAUCUUUCAGGAGCAUAUGAGACCGGUGCUGAGGAAGAAGCCUAGCGGAGCUUUCAACGAAUUAAGGAAGAUUUAUGCGAGGUUCAUCUCACAAGACACCAAGGAAAGGCGCAUGUUUAGCCGAUUUCACUAUAUGAAGUUUACCGAUUUCGUGAACCAUGGGGAACUUCCCAUUUCUACGUCCGGGCUAGAUAAGCAGUUCUCCGACGCCAUGGAAGAGACACAAAAGCCGAAAGAAGAUGAUUUUGUCAUUUUUAUUUCGUACCGCUGGAUUGGUGGUGGUAAUGGACCGGAUGAUGAAUCGGGAACCCAGUGGCACCGUAUUAUAAAUGCCGUCGAGAAGUUCAAGAAGGUUAAUCCUCACCUAGAUUCAGAUUCGUUAGGCUUGUGGCUGGACUAUUUUUGUGUCGAUCAACUAGAUGGGCAGGAGAAAGAGCGCGGUGUUGAUGCAUUGCCGCUUGCAGUCGUGCAGUGUAACGCCAUGAUCAGUCUGGUUGAUGAGACAUAUUAUGAGCGAGCAUGGUGUGCCGUAGAAGUUAUGCUCAUGCGUGCAAUUGUGGAGUCAUAUGGACUACACCAAUGGUGGGAGGAUCGCGAUGGCUCUUUUGAGGAGGGCGACACAACUCACGUCCUUGAUGUGGGCAACCUGAAACUAACAGAGGAGAAGUCGGACAGACCAAAGAUUGACUUUUUGGUGAGGCAGAGCAAAUUGCUUGGGAGAGACGUUGUGUGA
This is a messenger RNA of Trichoderma gamsii, 1809 nucleotides long. RefSeq lists its product as hypothetical. The record is from RefSeq and is a predicted model, not a curated record. Lineage: Eukaryota; Fungi; Ascomycota; Sordariomycetes; Hypocreales; Hypocreaceae. Gene Ontology annotation, molecular function: protein binding. The transcript is spliced from 3 exons. The coding region runs from base 1 to 1809 and encodes 602 amino acids.